AGGCGGCCCGCUGCAUUCGCGGGUGAGGGCCUCUUGCCCUUCGGCGAGGUCUUUGGCUCCGACUUCCCCGCAUCCAUCGCUAAAGGCCGCCCGGCUUCCCUUUCGCUCUUCUCGCAGCGCAACGAACGUACCGCUCCCUUGACAGCCAUCCAUCCAUCACCACACUCGUCAGCACCCAUGGCAGCGGCGGCAGGGCAGCUGGUGGAGCGCAACAACAAGCGCGACGCCCAGGAGGCCGAGUUGGCUGAGGGUGAGGGUGAGGCCGCGGGUGGCGUCGUCACGCCGCUGGAGCACCUGCAUGCGCACGGCUUCACGGACAGGGACUUGAAGUGCUUGAAGGAGGCUGGGUACACGACGGUCGAGGCGGUGGCGUACGCGUCGUCGCGUCUGCUGCAGCAGGUCAAGGGCAUAUCGGAGCAGAAGGUUGCGAAGCUCAAGGAGGCCGUCAAGGGGCUGGUGCACAUGGGCUUCUCGUCCGCCACCGAGAUCAACCUCAUGCGCCAACAGAUCGUCAAACUCACCACAGGGUGUGCGGGGUUCGACGCCAUACUCGGCGGAGGCAUAGAAACCGGUACGUACGUACGUCGGGGGGGUUGCUUGGGUUGGGUUUGGUUGGGUGCCCCGGAGGCUGCAUGCAAUGCAAUGCAUCCAUUGGCGUGAUGUCAUACAUACCUGUGUCAUGUGCUGUGUGCUGUGCUGUGCUGUGUGGUGCAGGUAUGUUGACGGAGGUGUUUGGCGAGUUUCGUUCGGGCAAGACGCAGGUGUGUCACACUUUGGCCGUGACCUCCCAGCUGCCGGUGGAGCAGGGCGGGGCCGAGGGCAGGGUCGCGUGGAUAGACUCAGAGGGCACCUUCCGCCCGGAGCGCAUCACAAAGAUAGCCGAACGUUUUGGUAAGUGCACACACGGUGCGGCGAGCACACAUGGGUGCCUUCGUUCUCAUCGGCCUGUGCUGUGUGUGUUGUGUGGUCCAUUCAUUGUGGCCCCCGUGGUCAGGUUUGGACGCCGAGCAGGUGUUGGAGAACAUCGCGCAUGCGCGUGCGUACAACGUGGAGCACCAGACGGAGCUGCUGGUGCAGGCGGCCUCGAUGAUGGUCGAGGCGCGAUUCGCACUCCUCAUCGUAGACUCCGUCACCGCACUCUACAGAUCAGAAUACCAGGGACGCGGACAGGUGCGGUGCGUGGUGUGACGGGACGGCCAGCCAGCGAUCCACCCACACGCCAACCGACCUGUCACUCAUCGACACACUUGUGUGCGUGUGUGUGUGUGUGUUUGUGUGUUCAGUUGGCCGACCGUCAGGGGCACCUCUGCCAGUUCCUCAGGAAGCUGCAGAGGAUGGCCGAUGAGUUUGGCAUCGCUGGUCAGUGGCCAACAAGAGUGAGAGAGGAGGUGAUGACGGACGGCACACCCAUGCAUCUGUCUGUCUGUCUGUCUGUGUUGAUGGAUGUCUGGAUGUGUGGGUGGAUGCAGUAGUGUACACGAACCAGGUGGUGGCGACGGUGGACCCCAUGGCGGUGUUCCGCGGGGGGGAGGACAAGAAGCCCAUCGGGGGGCACAUCAUGGCUCACGCAUCGCAGACCCGCCUCUACCUCAAGAAGGGCAAGGGCCAGAACCGCGUCGCCAAGAUCUACGACUCCCCCUCCAUGCCCGACAACAUCGACGCCAAAUUCGCCAUCACCGAGAACGGCGUCAGCGACGAGAUCAAGGACAAGGACAACAAACGACAGAAGAAGAAUGGCGACGGAGACGACGAGUGAUCAAUCUCACCACCCACACACAGAACACAACACUGAUAUAUGCACUAGACCUACCUGGAUAGACAGACGCAUAGCAUACACGAGAUGGGAUGGUAGCGUAGCAUACGGGAAGGAAGGACGGAGGGUGGGGGCGGUCAGUCAGAGACACACCGACUCUGGUCUGCUUUCCAGACGAAUGGAUGGAUGGAUGGAUGCAUGGAUGGAUGGAUGGCGUCAGCAGUUGCCUCGCGUCUCUGUCUGACAGAGUGGUUUCAGCGCCCACAUGCGCACAGACCACUCUGAGGGACAGGGACGCCAGGCAACGCCGACGCCAUCCAUCCAUCCAUUCCGCUUGUCUGUCUGCAGAUGGACGGCUGGCUGCCUUCCUUGCCGGUCGGGUGGGGAGUAGAUUAGAUGCAUGUGAUGGAUGUGAUGGAUGGAUGGAUGGCCUUACGUACUUCCUUGGUGGGUAUACUGACUAUACAUGGGUUGUAUGUAUUGUACAGCCCCUGGUCUCUCUUCGCCCCCUCUCCUCUGUGCAUAGUGUGAGUGUGUCUAUGUGUAUGUUAUGUGUGUGUGUCUGGCUUGCCUUGCCUUGCCUUGCCUGUCCUCUCCGUCCCGUGUCCUGUACGCACUCACCGUACACACUGACGCACGUACCGUGGCCGGCCCGGCCACAAGACAUCGAGGAAUCACUUACACACCCCAACCCCGUUAGCCAGCGUGGCCGGCCCGGUUGUGGUUGUACAUCCAGUGAGUGCGUGAGUGAGUGGUGUCGUGCGCGUGUACGUGUGGACGUGUAGACGUGUGUAUGGGUGGGUGAAGUGGAUGGUGUCAAGUGGACGUAUGGUCGUGUGGGCGCGAAGCGCGAUGUAUGCAUGUAGCUAUAUAUGCAUGAAGCUUGCAGACGACACUCAACGACCAACUGAC
This is a messenger RNA of Vitrella brassicaformis, 2665 nucleotides long. Lineage: Eukaryota; Vitrellaceae. The record is from the annotation of a GenBank genome assembly.